AUGACUACAAACACUUCCUCUCAGGCUCUAGAUGAUCUUGUCAGAGCAACCGACAACUUUCGCGAACAAUAUCUACACGCUCUGACAACCCUUCAAGAUGGCCUCGUCGCUCGUCGACGAGACACAGCAGAAAGCCAUGCUCGCAGUAGCAUCUCCAUGCCUGAGCCCUACGGUCCAUUCACACCACCCUUGAGAGCUUCCACGGGCCCAACAUUCGCAACAGAGGGCUCUUUGUCUCCUAUCUUCCGGCGAGGGCGGGCCGCAACUCUUGAGAGCGCAAAAGAAAGAACAUCUUUGUCUGCUGAGCCUCAGCACUUUACUGGUUCGCCAAGUGGCAGUCAUCGCGUUGUCUUUGCGCAGGACGAAGAUGUUUCCUUCAUCCCUCUCCCUCUCCUGGAUAACACGACAGCUACUACCACAACGCGAGAGGUUGAGGACUAUCCCCAUAACAUUGUCAGGGAUCAUCUCGGCCAGGAAGACUGGGCCGAUAGCCAACUCCUCCAGCAUCUGAAAAUCGAAGAUUUCACCCCCGAAAUGGCACCCUUUCUGGACGAUAUCAUGAAACGACGUUCCGAGAUUGAUAUAGAUGUACCCUUCCGUGAAUUUGCGGCGUAUGAGAGAGAGCAGUAUAGUCAGUCUACAUUUGAAGUGUACGAGGUUGGCCAUAACUGCAAACUCACCAAACUCAGCGCUGACGGAGAUGGAGACGCGCAGUCAGAUGUCAAGUAUACGGGCGAGGGCCCCUACGAGAUUCCGGCUGAUAAUGUCGACGCCCCUACGGUUUGGGAAACAAUCAGGGCUGUCAACCAAAUUGGCACGUCUACAGGCCGAAUCACCAUCGUCCAAGAGCCUACACCUCUUAUCCUCGCUGCACUUCACUGGACCAUGUCGUCACACUUUGAUAUGAAUGAGCUGCUCACUCAUCUCCUCUCUGAUGAGCCUAACCGUGGCCGUACCCAUGCAUUCAUGACUAGAGCCUACGAGAGGCCCCCCUCCCAAGCAACUUCUCACUCGCCCAUCGUUGUCCCAUCAUCGCCCGUCCCGCUCACUGCCAGGCUGUCGGUGUCACCAACCCCUCCUACACCCAACGUUCGUCAGAGGUCUUUCUUCUUUGUAUUCAAGUACUACACAGUUGUCAGUCACCCUCUCGAGCCAGCUCCUUGGCAGCGUUUCGAUAAAAGACCUUCAGAAAGUCGCCUCGGAGAUCAUAUUGAUAUCGCUGAAUGCGGCUCUGUAUUGGCUCUAUCACUCGGCGGAGACUCUCACAAAGCUCCCCCUAUGCGUUCGAGAAGAGAGCGUGCUCGAGAAGGGGUUCUAUUCGAUACAUUUGGUCCAUGGCAGUUACUUGCUAUCCAGAGUUUUCCUGAUAACUCUCAUACUGUCCGUGGUCCGGAGUUCCAGGAGAAGAAAUAUGUCAAUGGACCAUAUGCGUUUCUGGACCUACUCAUCUCCGAGUACCGUGAUGCUACAAAGCGAAACCUAAUCCUCCAUGAGCGAGUCACCAAGCUCAUCACUCCCCCGACCGAAUUCAUGUUUGACCCUAAACUCAGAGACAAACUGUUAUUCGAGGACAAGCACUUCACCUACAUCCGAAGGUACUUCUGGGCGUACAACACCCUUGCUGUUGUGAACACGGGUAUCAAGUCAAUGAUCGCGGCAUAUAUCGACACAUUUACCGACAGCUUCUGGGCCGGCACCCACCCGAUUCUAUGGCCGCAUCACGCAGCUGAUUCGCCUGAUGGGAUUGCCUAUAGUAAGCACAUGGCUAAACUGCGCUGUGAGCUUGACAAAGUCGUCCAAGAGCUUACGGAGGUUCUCAAACGCAACGAACGAACCCGUAAGGAGAUCGAAAACCUGCGAGAUCAGCUCUUCAGUGGAAGCUCCAUCAAGGAAAGCCGGAGAGCUAUUGAACAGGGCGACAACAUUAAAGUCCUCACAAUGAUCAGUAUGAUCUUUUUACCACUUACUUUUGUCACGUCUGUCUUCGGUAUGACGGUCUUUACAGUCCCUGCAACCGACUGGCGAUUUCCUCUGACCAUGAUCCUCGUCUGUGUCCCCUUCAUGCUUCUCGUGACCUUCCUCCAAACACGAUCAUUUGGUGUCCUACUGCGCAAGCUUGGUGCCAUUGGCAGUGCACCUGUUCGUCUCAUGACCCAAGCUCGGGGCCGGCCUCGAGAGAUCACAGAUGUCGCUGAUAAUAUCUCAGCGGCCAGGGUGAGACGAGGUAGUGGUGCAUUUCUCGAGAGGAUUGCAGCCAGACUUUGGACCAAGAGGUCAGCACAGAAAGUCGAGAGGGAUGAUUUCGGGGGUGUUUAG
Fusarium tjaetaba is the source of this 2316-nucleotide messenger RNA. RefSeq lists its product as uncharacterized. Gene Ontology annotation, biological process: metal ion transport; transmembrane transport. Bases 1 to 2316 code for a protein of 771 amino acids. Gene Ontology annotation, molecular function: cobalt ion binding; magnesium ion binding; magnesium ion transmembrane transporter activity. The record is from RefSeq and is a predicted model, not a curated record. NCBI's taxonomy places the organism in Eukaryota, Fungi, Ascomycota, Sordariomycetes, Hypocreales, Nectriaceae. The transcript has 4 exons. Gene Ontology annotation, cellular component: membrane.